Molecule: messenger RNA, 2395 nt
Organism: Mauremys mutica (yellowpond turtle)
Lineage: Eukaryota; Metazoa; Chordata; Testudines; Geoemydidae
Product: B-lymphocyte antigen CD19-like
Exons: 17
Coding region: 250-2046 (598 amino acids)
Biological process (GO): regulation of B cell activation; B cell proliferation involved in immune response; B cell receptor signaling pathway
Cellular component (GO): external side of plasma membrane
Source: RefSeq, a predicted model, not a curated record
UCCCCCCAACAACCAGCCCUGGCAACAGCCUCUCCCUGGCAACCCCCCUGGCAACUGCCUCUCCCUCAUAACCACCAUUCCUCUCUGCAACCACACCAGUCAACUGCUUCUCCCUAGCUACCAACCCCAGCAACCACUUUGGACAACUAAAUCUCCCUGGUAACCACCUCUGGCAUCUGCCCUUGGCAACUGCAUCCCCCUGGCAACUGAGUACAGAGUCACAGGACCAAUGCUCUGGAACUGCUUCGAAUGAAGCCAGUCAGGAGUCACCAGGAGUUGAAGGCUGCAGUCCUGCCCUGUGAGGGGACCGGAGCUCUGUAUGGGGACCCCCCCACUCAGCUGUCACUCUCCUGGCUGUGGAGGGACCCACGGGGCCAGGAGCUGCUGAGCCUGAACGUGACCCUGGGGGAGCCGCCCCCCCACACCAGGAUGGGCAUCGGGGCCCAGGGGUCACUGGUGCUGCCCAACGUCUCCACCUCGGACGCAGGCGUCUACAGCUGCCAGUGGGACGGGGACAGCGGGGGGAACGUGCUGCUCAACGUGCCAGGGAGCCGGGAGCGCUACAUCUCUGGGACCCAGGGGGGGCAGGUCGUGCUCCCCUGCGCCGCGGGAAAUGCCACUGCUGUGGACUGGUUCAGGGAUGCAAACAAUGGGACCCACCGGUUUGACCGCGCUGGCCCUCGGCAUCGGCCCAACGGCAGCACCCUGCUCAUUGAGAGGCUGGAAUCAGGGGACGCCGGGCAGUACCGGUGCCAGGCCGGGAGCCAGAACUGGACUGUGCACCUGCACCUGGGAGGGGAGCCGUCAUUCUCGGUGCUGGCGGGGGACACGGCCCGGCUCCCCUGCAAUGGCUCCAUGCCGGGCGCCUGGGUCCAAGGCUCCCUGGCCUGGAAGCGGCUGGGCCCGGGCGUCUCGUGGCAGCAGCUGGUGGAGCUGGUAGCUCGGCGCUAUGGAGCCUACAAGUUCCAGCUCACCCUGGACACCGGGGCAGCCCUGGUGCUGCCGGCAGUGACACUCGACCAGGCCGGGACCUACCGCUGUGUCCGGGGCAACCACAGCCACGCCGUGGAGCUGGAGGUCACGGCCCGCACAGGAGGGUGGCAGCCCUGGAUCGUGGGGGCUGCGGCACUUGGAUACGUUGCUCUUGGCCUGGCCUCCUUGUUUGGAUACUACCAGAUCCGCCGAGCCCUGCAGACCAGGAGGAGGAGGAAACGCCUGAUGGAUCCGGCCAGGAGGUUUUUCAAGGUGACUGGGAACGGGGCUCACACCCCUUACGGGCAUGUCCUGCCCCUUGCAGACAUCGCUGGUGUCGGGCAGACAAAUGCAGUGCCCUAUGAGAACAUGGUGCUGGAUGCAAGAGGGCAGGGGAGGCCACUGCCUGCAGAGGGGCCCAUCAGUACUGUCGAAUCAGAGGAUGAGGAGGAGUAUGAGCACCCAGACAGUGAGGAAGAACAAGCACCCGAGGAUGGCGAUGGCUACGAAAACACCAACGGGGACAUGAAACUGUGCAUGGGGGACAAGGAGUCCAGCGACAGCGCCUGCUACGAGAACAGUCUGGAGGAGAACAGAGCAGGAGGCAACUGGGCUUCAGACGCUGCCCACUACACAAAUGCUCGCCAGAGCCCCGGGGCCGAAGACCAGGUCUCUGAAGACAGCGAGUGUUACGAGAACACGGAGGAGGACAGCGCCCCGCUGAGCCCCGGAGCUGCGCGGCUUGUAACAGACCUGCGGAUGCUGCUGCUGGGUGCGUGUGAGGAGCCGGAGCGGGAUCGGCAGGACGGACACAGCGAGGGCUCUGCUGGCUCCCAGGCCUAUGAGGAGAUGGCCGGGGCCCUGUAUGCAGCCCCUGUUCGGCGCCUCCGGGACCGCAGCCAGGAGGAAGAUGCCGAUUCCUACGAGAACAUGGAGGGGGGGCCGGGCUGCGUCCUGCCCUCCCGGGAGGGGAGCGUGGAGCUGCGAGGAGACGCUGCUGGGCUCAGGGCCCCAGGGCCCGUCGGAGCUGAACCCCCCAGGCGGGGGGUGCCCCGGAGCCUGACUCGGGACUAGGAAACGCCGCCCCUGGGCCGAGACAGGCAGCGAGUGUAGCUGAGCCCACGAGCACAGAGCUCCCGGGAGGGCCCUGCGCCCCCAUGGAUCCGCUCCCCAUCCCGGCCUCACGUCCUGGGUCCCGCCGCCAGGGACAGCCCCAAGGCUGCGGGGGGGCUGUGGGCUCCAGACACUGUUCCCAUGGCUCUGCAAUGGCCAGCCACACCGUGCCCCCAGGGGCCUCUGGCCUGCCCCCACCCAGGCUCGGCUGCCCCACACGGGCUGCUCCAUCCAGCUGGGCCGAACCGCAUUCCCGCGGCGUCUGACGCGUGCAUGUCCGGGCUGGGGACAGGGCCCCCCCGUGUCUGUA